CAUGCCGCCGUACCCCGUCCUCAGCUGAGACGAAAACUUCGCCAGCGCACACUAUGAAGGAGGAAAACUUCCUCCGCCGCAGAUUCUCCUUGUGCCCGACCGCCAUCGCCGCUCAGAAGAACGACAGCAACAAGCUGACGAGGAACCUCUCGUUCGGAGCCGACCAUGACAUCCAUUCCCUGAGCACGGGGAGAGACGCCGAGCACACUGCGUUACCUGCUGUGAAGGACGAGGCUGCACUGACACCAAACUCUGCUAAUAAGAUCGAUAAUAAGCUUUGCAAUGGGACAGACAAAGAAUGUUUAUCCCCCACAUCUAAAUCAGUCAAGAUGGACACUCUCAAGGUGCAGAAGAAGAAUUAUAGGCAGGAGAAGAAGAGAGCCACAAAGCAGCUAUUCAGUGCUCUCAAAGACCCCAGCGUGGUGAUUGUGGCUGACUGGCUGAAGAUUCGUGGAUCACUGAAAAGCUGGACAAAACUGUGGUGCGUCCUGAAACCGGGGCUGCUCCUGAUUUAUAAAACACCAAAGAUUGGACAGUGGGUGGGAACAUUGCUCCUCCACUCCUGCGAGCUGAUCGAAAGGCCCACCAAAAAAGACGGAUUUUGUUUUAAACUUUAUCACCCGCUGGAUCAGUCCAUCUGGGCAGUUAAGGGUCCGAAAGGUGAGAAUGUCGGGUCCAUCACUCUACCUCUACCCAGCAGCCACUUAAUAUUCCGAGCAGCGUCUGAAUCAGAUGGGAGAUGUUGGAUGGAUGCGCUGGAAUUGGCUCUCCGCUGCUCCAGUUUAUUCAAGAUCAAUUUGCCCAAACUUGGAAAGGAGGGCGAACUUUUGUCACCGACCGAUUUGAAUCACACCGGACUCUAUACACUGCUGCAAGCUUCCACGGUCUCCGAGCAGGAGCUCUUCCAGCUUACUGAAAUCAUUCCAGAAAAUGACGCUUUCUCGGACAAGUCGGAAAAAGAUAACAUCGAAGAAUCGGAAAAUGAGCACAGUCGGAAAACCAGUGAGAGCGACCAGUCUGAGCUACACGGAGAGAUCUCAUUGGACAGAGAAGGGACCACCUACAUGGAAGAGCUGUAUGAGGAAUUUGGGGAGGUCGGAGAAGCUUCCCAGACAGAGACGGUGUCAGAUGAAAACAAAAGCUUGAUGUGGACUUUGCUGAAACAAAUGCGACCAGGAAUGGACCUGUCCAGAGUGGUGCUGCCAACCUUCAUCCUGGAGCCUCGCUCGUUCCUGAAUAAAUUAUCCGAUUAUUACUACCACGCUGACAUUCUAUCACUGGCCGCCGUGGAAGAUGACCCUUACUGUCGCAUGAAGCAAGUUCUGAAGUGGUAUUUGUCUGGAUUUUAUAAGAAGCCAAAGGGAAUAAAGAAGCCGUACAACUCUAUUUUGGGUGAGAAGUUCCGAUGUUGCUGGUUUCACCCUCAGACCAACAGUCAUACAUUUUACAUAGCAGAACAGGUAAGUCAUCACCCGCCAGUGUCGGCCUUCCACGUCAGUAAUCGGAAGGAUGGCUUCUGCAUCACUGGGAGCAUUCUGGCCAGAUCCAAAUUUUACGGUAAUUCCCUCUCCGCAAUUUUAGAUGGGAAGGCAAGACUUUCGUUCCUGACCCGUGAGGAAGAUUACAUCAUCACCAUGCCCUACGCUCACUGCAAAGGUCUCUUGUACGGCACAAUGACUAUGGAGCUAGGAGGGAAAGUCACCAUAGAAUGUGAGAAGACGGGUUAUGUGACGGAGCUGGAAUUUAAGUUAAAGCCGUUCUUUGGAGGAAGCGACACCUUAAACCAGAUAAGCGGAAAGAUCAAAGUGGCAGGGGAACUCCUGGCAAACCUUGAUGGGCACUGGGACCGGGAAGUGUAUUUAAACGAUGUCCAGGGUUGUAGCAGGGACAUUUUCUGGAAUCCAACGGUGGAGAUCAGAAGACAGAGGCUGAAACGGCACAUUGUGCUGUUUGAAGAGCAGACGGAACUGGAGUCAGAGAGGUUGUGGCAACAUGUGACGAGCGCUAUCCACGAUGGAAACCAAAACCAGGCUACGGACGAGAAGUACAUUCUAGAGGAUGCUCAGAGAAAGGCUGCAAAGGAGCGAAAAGAUAAAGAUGAGGAGUGGACGCCCCAGUUGUUCCUAUAUGAUGACUCCCAGAAAGAAUGGAGCUAUAAGUAUGAAGACAUGCGCCCCUGGCAUCCGCUAACUGACAUUGCGCAGUACGAGAAAGACGGAGUCCUGCAGACUGUGAAGAGGAAUCUUACCAGCAUGUUGGCGCCACGCACAGACCUGGCACGCAAGAGGAUUAAUCAGGAGGGCCGACGUCGUAAGGCCAGUGAGCAGCCAUCCAUCAGCAGCCAGACCACCGAGAGCAGCUGUUCCACCCCAGAGCCGGGACAGGAAUCUUCUGAUGAGGAAGGUUUUCCAGGGCCGUGUUCGCAAUGUGGAAAAGAAAAAAAAGAAUUGAAAGAAAUUCAGGCUGCAGUUUUAUCUUUACAGAAAACACAACAGGAUAUACACAGGAACCUCAACACGCUGACCAAUCACGGCUCACUCACCAAGUGCUCGCUUUCCAGUUCCUCACUACUGACGUCCCGACACUGGCUGCUACUUUGCCUUUUUCUCGCCUGCCAGGUCUUCAUCAACUAUGUGUUUAAGUAAAACAUCACAGGGACCCAAGAUCAGACCAGCAUCAUCCGUCCAUCCCUUGCCCAAUGAACAUCCGCAGGGAAAAAAAUAACAGAGGAAGUUCUAGUUUGGGACAUUCAGAUAGCACGUUGCCCAAGAAGUUCCUCACUCACUUGUAUGGAAGAAAAACAUCAACAAGAAGCAUGACAUUUAAAAGCAUGGCUCUAAUAAAUGAAAGACUUAUACUAUGUGCAAAGGAGCAACGUAUAACCCUACCUUCUUCCUUUCUAUUUAUGGCAAAAGCAGAGAAAUGAAUUAGUGUAUUGCAUACCAGGAGACCAUUGAGGACAAUAAUUGCAGAGAUAUGGCUGCUGGGAAUUAC
Molecule: messenger RNA, 2994 nt
Organism: Nanorana parkeri
Lineage: Eukaryota; Metazoa; Chordata; Amphibia; Anura; Dicroglossidae
Gene: OSBPL5
Product: oxysterol binding protein like 5
Exons: 22
Coding region: 54-2645 (863 amino acids)
Biological process (GO): phospholipid transport
Cellular component (GO): intracellular membrane-bounded organelle; cytosol; membrane
Molecular function (GO): sterol binding
Source: RefSeq, a predicted model, not a curated record